Messenger RNA from Arvicanthis niloticus (Nile rat), 1092 nucleotides. RefSeq names its product spindlin-2-like. The record is from RefSeq and is a predicted model, not a curated record. Gene Ontology annotation, biological process: gamete generation. Lineage: Eukaryota; Metazoa; Chordata; Mammalia; Rodentia; Muridae.
AUGCCAAACAUUGGUGGUAGAGUGCUCAGCUUAUACGCCACUCCACCAAAGUUCAGGGAAUAUCUGAAAAAGAGAAUAGAAAAAUGGAAGCAAGAGGCAGAAAGGGCCACAAACUGUUCAAAGCCCCCUCUGGCAGCCACCGUCACCGCGGCACCUCCAGCAGCCACCAUCACCUCAGUACCUCCAGUAGCCACCCUCCUUGCGGCAGGACGCCAAAAAGGACAACCUGAGAGUACUUUCUUCCCAGGGGUGCAAGGGAACCCCAGAGACAACACCGCACAGCAGGAGCCCAGCCAGGUUUCUAGCUUCAUCCUUGGGCUCCUGGGACCAGCACCUUGGGCUCUCCAGGACCCAAGAAGCAGAAAGGCAGCACACCAGCAAAGCAGCAAAGGGAACGUGAAGAUGAUGAAGACAAGAGCUCGUCAGAAGAGGCAGAGGAGCAGAUCUCCAACCUCGCCCCCAAGGAACAUCGUGGGCUGCAGAAUUUCUCAUGAAUGGAAGGAAAGAAAUGAGCCAACUACUCAGUGGAAAGGAACUGUGCUAGAUCAGGUGCCUGUCAAGCCCUCUCUCUACCUGGUGAAAUAUGAUGGGAUUGACUGUGUCUAUGGACUGGAACUUUACAGAGAUAAGAGGGUAAGGUCCUUAAAAGUUCUUGCUGACAGGCUGGCACCAUCCCAAGUCACUGAUGCUGACUUUGUUAAUACCAUAAUGGGCAAAGCAGUGGGACACAUAUUUGAGGGUGAGCAUGGCUCUAAGGAUGAAUGGAGGGGCAUGGUCCUAGGCCAAGCACCUGUCUUUGAUAACGGUUUUUAUAUUACCUAUGAGAAAGAUCCUGUGCUGUACAUGUACCAACUUCUGGAUGAUUAUAAAGAGGGCAACCUCCGUAUUUUGACAGGGUUCAGCGAAUUCCAUCCUUUAGACAUGAACCUGGAGCUUCUGAGUGAACUCGUAGGCAAACAUAUGGAGUGCACCAGAGUUGAUGGCUCCAAGAAGGUGGGACUGGUGAUUUACCAGGUAGACAGGAAGCCCACUAUGUUCUUAAUCAAGUUUGAGAAUGAUUACCAUAUUCAUGCAUAUAAUCUGGUGAAAUAG